AUGAUCGCCCCAGUAAAUGCAGGCGACACGGACGCCUCUGAGCCUGGCGACCUGGGCGUCAUGCCCAUCGCCAUCAUUGGCAUGGCCUGUCGAUUCCCCGGCGACGCGUCUAACCCGGAAAAGCUCUGGAACCUCUGCGCCAAGGGAAAGAGCGCCUGGUCGCCGAUUCCGGAGAGUCGGUUCCACGCGGAGAGCUGGUAUCAUCCAGAUAAGGGACAUCUUGGGACAUCAUACGUGAAAGGCGCACAUUUCCUCACAGAGGAUAUCUCUCGAUUUGAUGCCGCGUUCUUCAACUGUACGGCCGAAUCGGCUAGCACAAUGGACCCCGAAGUGCGCAUGCAACUAGAGACCGUCUAUGAAGCACUGGAGAGCGCCGGGCUGCCGCUGGACCAAGUGGCAGGGUCGCGCACGGGGGUAUAUGCAGGCACCUGCUUCCGAGACAACCACGACAGCCUAAUGCGCGACCCAGACACGCUGGCGCGGUUCUUCCUGACGGGGAACGGGGCGGCGAUGAUCGCCAAUCGGAUCUCGCACUUCUUCGAUCUGCGCGGCCCCAGUCUGAUGGUCGACACGGGGUGUUCGACGACGCUGACCCUGCUGCACCUGGCGUGCCAGAGUGUGCGGGCUGGAGAGUCGGAGAUGGCAAUCGUGGGGGGGUCGAACGUCUUACUCAACCCGGACAUGUUCAUCGCCGGCUCGAAUCUGAGUUUGUUGUCAGAGGCCGGCCGGUGUUUUGCGUUUGAUUCCCGCGCCGCUGGGUAUGGGCGCGGCGACGGCAUAGCCAGCAUCGUCAUCAAGCCCCUGGCAGCAGCGCUGCGCGAUGGGGACCCUGUCCGCGCGGUUAUUCGCAACUCGGCGGCGAACCAGGACGGGAAGACGGCCACACUCACGUCGCCGAGCCAGGACGCGCAGGAGGAGCUGAUGCGCGAGUGCUACGACAUGGCGGGACUCGAUCCACGCGACACGAGCUACGUCGAGGCCCAUGGCACGGGAACGCAGGUAGGCGACACGAUCGAAGCCCACGCCAUCGGACACGUCUUCGGCGCGGGGCGGAGUAGCGAAAGCCCGCUGGUGAUCGGCUCGGUGAAGACAAAUAUCGGCCACACGGAGGCGGCCAGCGGACUGGCCGGUGUGAUCAAGGUGGUUAUGGCGAUGGAGAAGCGGGCGAUCCCCCCGCAUAUGAACUUCGAGUCUCCAAAUGAGAAGAUCUCGCUGGAGGGGUUGAAGCUGAAGAUCCCUCUGAGUUUGCAGGAAUGGCCAUCACCGUUGCUGCAGCGGGCGUCGAUCAACAAUUUCGGGUAUGGUGGUGCGAAUGCUCACGUCAUUGUGGAAAGCCCGCAGAGCAUGUUGCUGCCGUUAACUCCAUCUUCCUCAGAGAUGGGCAAUACCCCUAACCCGAAGAAGCGGUCCCGCGUAUUCCUGCUCAGUGCCAAGGAUCCCGCCGCCGCCCGCAGCAUGGGGGAGAACCUGUACGACUACGUCGCCACCACCCUGGAGAACAGCCGUGAGAACGAGGAACAGAUCCUCGAUCAGCUAGCCUUCACCCUCGGGCAGCGACGCACCCGCUUUGCAUGGACCACAGCUUGGAGUGGCUCAUCGCUCGCCGAUGUACAUGCCAGGCUUGGCUCCGCCCGGUCGACGGCAGAACGCAGCACACGUGCGCCACGCGUGGGCAUGGUCUUCACCGGUCAGGGCGCGCAGUGGUUCGCCAUGGGUCGCGAGCUAUUCAGUGCUUAUCCGGUUUUCUAUGACACAAUGCAUGAAAUCGAUGCCUGCCUCAAGAAUAUGGGCGCCACCUGGUCCGCGGUUGAGGAGCUGCAGCGGGACGCCAAAGAGAGCCGCAUCAAUCAGGUCACGUUCAGUCUUCCGCUAAGUGUGGCCAUCCAACUGGCGCUGGUGGACUUGUUGCGUUCGUGGGGAAUCCGUCCCGCAGGAGUCACGGGCCACUCCAGUGGCGAGGUUGGUGCGGCCUAUGCCGCCGGUGCCAUCACGCUGGCAGGCGCAAUGGCAAUCGUCUACACGCGUGGCGAUCUGACUAGCCAGUUCCAAAAGCUCCUGGAUCGCCGCGGCGGCAUGGUCGCCGUAGGUCUGGGGCGCGAGGAGGCCGAAAAGGCGCUGGCGGAGGUCCAGUCCGGCACGGCGGUCAUCGCCUGUGUCAACAGCCCGUCUAGUGUGACGAUCUCCGGUGACGAGUGCGCCGUGGAGGAAGUCGAGGCAAUGCUCACAGCCCGCGGGGUAUUUGCGCGCCGUCUCAGGGUCGAGGCAGCUUAUCAUUCGCACCACAUGUUGCCGCUGGCUGAGGCCUAUCGGGUGUUGCUGUCGCGCUUCCUCGAGCCAAAUACCGAGUUCGACUCCACCGUCGUCUACUCGUCCCCAACCACGGGUGACCGGAUGACGUCCGCCGCGGAUAUCGCUCAUCCCGAUCACUGGGUGCGCAACAUGGUGCAGCCAGUCGAGUUCCUGAACUCCCUGCGCAACCUGUGCAGUGGUGCUGCUCCGGCCCGCACCAGCACUAGCACGGCGGUCGACAUGCUCGUCGAAGUCGGGCCACACGGCGCUCUUGCCGGACCAAUCCGGCAGACGUUAGCGCUGCCGGAGCUGAAAGACGCGGGGAUCACCUACGCCUCGUGUCUCUCUCGUGGCCAGGACGCGGUCCAGACCAUCCAUCAGCUCAUCUGCACUCUCCUGCAAGCCGGAUACCCUGUUGACCUCGAGGCCGUGAACUUCCCCUACGGCCGCAGCGACGUGCAGGUCCUGACUAACCUGCCCCCGUACCCCUGGAACCACGAGACAUCGUACUGGGCCGAGCCCCGUCGCGCAAAGAACUGCGCGCCCGAACCGUCGCACCCCACGAUCUCCUCGGCGUACCGGCCGCGGGCUCGACCCCGACCACGCCAGCCUGGCGACACGUGGUGCGUCCACGCGACAUCCCAUGGCAUGGUCGUCGAGGCGCUGCGACAGCUGCAGACGCCCGACAAUCCCAGCCACGGCUAUCAAUUGCAGGACGUCCAAAUCCGCAACCCGUUGAUCCUGGAAGACACGGCGGAGGGAGUCGAUGUGCAGUUGUCGCUGCAUCCGUGUGGCGAUCGCGUCCGCCACGCUCAGGGGUGGUAUGAGUUUCUGAUCCAGUCCGUCAACCAAACCGGUGAUUUGUGGACCUUGCACUGCGAGGGCCUCUGCUGCACGCCGUCCCCCGCCCAGGGCACGGGCUGGGCAGGCCCGCCUGCGCCGGUGAAUGCGCCAUCCUUCACUGUGCCAGCCAGUGCGUGGCGCAUCCUCAACCCUGCGGAUACAUACAAGACGCUGCACGAGGUCGGCGUCUGCCACGGCCCGAUCUUCCAGAACUUGAUGUCCGCGCAAUCCGCGCCGGGACACUCGCAGUCCGUAUUCCAGGUCGCCGACUCGGCCGCCACCAUGCCCCAGGGAUACCAGCAGUCCCACGUCAUCCAUCCGAUUACGCUGGACGCGGUGUUCCAGGCCGUGUACCACAAUCUCCCCGCUGGGGGAACACAGCAGCGCACCGCCAUGAUCCCGACGUCGAUACAAAACCUGUACAUCUCGGCAAAGCUGAUCACCUCUCCUGGUCACCAGUUCCGCGCCGAUUCAACCCUGAUGAAGAUCAGCGGACAAGGGUUCGAGUCCUCAGUCCGUGUCAUCAACAACGCAGGCACCGCAGGCACGAGGCGAACGAGCCACCAACACCGUGCCGUCGUAUUGACACCCGACGACAAACUCUGUUAUACUUCUGUGUGGGCGCCGGACUUCGACUUCCUGCGGCCCGAGCACCUUCUUAGAAAGGCCGAGGGUGCCCAUCAGCACAGUUUCUCCGAGCUGCAAGCCGCCGCCGUAGUAUUCAUUAACGAUGCCCUGCAGGAGUUCGAGAACGAGCAGGUGGUGGCAGCGGAGCACCAGAGUUACUGGGAUUGGAUGAAGGGUGUGGUGGAUCAAGCCCGCCCGACGCUGGACCUCGCCGGGGUGACGGCGCAGUAUAUGGCUGCGUUGACGGAGGACCUGAAGCAGGGCGUCGACGGGAGACUGUUGUGUCGAUUUGGGGAGCGUCUCCCUGAAAUUCUGUCGGGACUGGUCCCGGCCAAGGAGAUCCUGCGGGACUUCCUGGUGGAGGACCAGGCUGAAUGGUCCUCCGUUUCGGAGUAUCUCGAGCCGUUUAUGUCUUCGCUAAUGAAGCUCCACGGUCAUAAGCGUCCUCGGGCUACGGUCCUCGAGAUCGGCACGGGCAAUGUGGCUAGUACACGGAUGUUUGCGAAGGCGUUGACGCGCAACGAUACGCAGCUCUUCGCGCGCUACGACGUGACUGCACCCAGCACAGGGCUGGUGGAGGUUGCGAGCAAGGCACUCCGGGACGACACACGGGCUGAAUGCAAGGUUCUGGAUUUGGACACGCCGGCUGGAGACCAGGGAUUUACUCGCGCAAGUUACGAUCUACUGAUUCUGUCGGCAUCGGCCUUGUUGGCUGCGGAGGAUGUGGUCCAAUCCCUUACCUCGCUGCGUGCUCUUCUUGCCCCGGGUGGUAAAUGUAUCCUGUGGGGCCCCACCCUGGGUGAUAGUGCUCUGCAGACUAUUGUUCGACUCCUCCCAAGAUGGAGUGGUGUUAUUAAUGCCACUCCCACGUGGCAGAGGCUUCUCGCGAAGGCGGGUUUCGAGCCGAGCAACUUCCAGCUCGAGGAAGGCCUGAACAGUAGCGGCUACCAAGGGGAGGUGGUUAUAGCGACCGCUAAAGCUGAUACGACAAUUUAUUCUGCAGUCAAGGUUGUCCUGGUUUCUGGUACGAGCCCUCCGGAAGAAUGGCAGCAAACACUGCAGCACUCGCUUCCUGCUGAUGUUGUAUCUGGGAUUUCUGUGGUCUCGUCGCUCGAGGACGUCGAUGUUGAGGACAAGGUGUGUUUGAUCCUUGAGGAGUUUGUUCAGCCUAUCCUCGAAAACCCUUCCGAGGAGCAAUUCUACGACCUGCAACGUGUGCUCGGCAGCAGUCGGGCUACCGUGUGGGUGUCACGCGGUGCUCAGGGCGAUGCUGAAGAUCCUCGGGGCAGUCUGCACCAGGGUCUUCUACGCACCUUGCGCUGCGAGAAUAUUCUCCGUCAGUAUGUCUCGGUGGACUUGGACCCGAAUGCGCCCGUCUGGUCAUCUUCGUCGGCGACCCAGAUCGCGUGGAUCCUCAGCAACAUGCUCAUUACAUCGUCCUUUCAUCUUCCCGAGACCGAGUAUGCGAUUCGCAAUUCGGUGGUUCAGAUCUCGCGAGUCUAUGGCGACGAGCAGGAAGCCCAGCUAGUGGGUACCACGAAGCCUCAGAACCCGGAGCUACGACCCUGGUCUACUCCUGGGCAGAAUAUCCGCCUUGGAGUGGCCACCCCGGGACUGCUAAACAGUCUUGUCUUCACAGAGGACCCGACGAUUGAAGAGACCCUUCCGGACGAUUGGGUGGAGAUCGAGCCACGGGCAUUUGGACUCAACUUCCGCGACAUAAUGGUGGCGCUGGGUCAGCUCGAUGAGACGCGGAUGGGUUUCGAAUGUAGUGGAGUGAUUACGCGCGUCGGACAGUCCGCCCAAGCAGCGGGCUUCUGCCCGGGACAGGGGGUGUAUGCGUUCAUCAUUGGCUACUUCGCGACCAAGGUGCGCAUCCCCUUCACCAGUGUGGCCUCGAUCCCCGCAGGCAUGGACUUCGCUACGGCCGCGUCCAUUCCGCUGGUCUUCAUCACGGCGUACCAUGCACUGGUUGACCUGGCGCGUCUCCAGCGCGACGAAACAGUGCUCAUUCACUCGGGCACGGGCGGUGUCGGUCAGGCGGCCAUCAUGCUGGCGCAGUCAAUCGGGGCGGACAUCUUCGUCACGGUCGGCUCGGAGGAUAAACGCGAGUUCCUGAUGCGACAGUAUGGGAUCCCUUCGUCGCGGAUCUUCAGUAGCCGUAAUCCGUCCUUCGCUCAACAUAUCAUGUCGGAGACGGACGGCAAGGGAGUGGACGUAGUCCUCAACUCCCUGGCGGGGCCACUCCUACGAGAGACGUGGCGAUGCGUUGGGAUGUUUGGUCGAUUCAUCGAGAUCGGCAAGCGAGACAUUGAGCAGAAUAGUAUGGUGGAGAUGGGGCCGUUUGUGCGGAGUACGCUCUUCGCGUCGCUGGAUCUGAUCACAUUAGGGGAGCAGCGAGGUAAGGAAGUCCAACGCAUCUUCGCGGCUAUUAAUGAAUUGCUGGCCGAUGGAGAGAUCCGACCAGUGGGACCCAUCACCCGAUUUGGGAUAGGAGAAGUUGAGAAGGCAUUCCGUACGAUGCAGACAGGGAAACAUAUGGGGAAGAUUGUUUUGGAGCCUAGACCGGGAGAUCAAGUCAGGGUUCUCACCGCCGGGCCCCGACCGGCAGAACUGUCGCCUGAUGAUACCUACCUCCUUGUAGGCGGCGUGGGUGGCAUCGGCAAGUCUCUCUGUCAAUUGCUCGUCGAUCGCGGUGCAAGGAAUCUCCUCGUCUUGUCACGCAAUGCAGCUCGUAUCACCCCAGAAACCCAACAGUGGCUGGACGUUUUGCAGGCCACCGGUGCAAGAGUUGUGUUGGAGAGCUGCGAUGUGACCCAACGUGCUCAGCUUCAAGCUGUGUUUGAGAAGUAUAGUUCUGAGUUGCCGCCCAUCCGCGGCGUCAUCCAAGCCGCCAUGGUGCUCAAGGAUGGGAUCUUUGAAUCCAUGACCCACGAGGACUAUCUUGCGGCCCUCAAACCCAAAGUCCAGGGAACUUUUAACCUGCACACCCUGCUCCCGACCGAUCUUCGCUUUUUUAUUCUUCUGUCAUCCAUUAGCGGAUUCGGUGGUAACGCCGGCCAAGCCAACUACGCUGCCGGGGGCAGCUACCAGGAUGCGCUGGCCCGCCAUCGUGCCGGCCGGGGUCUCCCCGCCGUCUCCAUCGAUCUAGGCAUGGUCUCAUCGGUGGGCGUGGUCGCUGGUACGCAACAUGUCGCCGAUCACCUCGAGAAGCUCGGCCUACGGGCCGUUUCCGAGCAAGAGGUGUGGGCGUUGGUCGAAUCCGCUAUCCGCCACCCCAUCCGCACCCCGGAAACCUGCCAUAUCGUAACGGGUCUCCCAGGUGGAUUUGUCCGGUCGGACUCCCCCGUCUGCUGGAACCGGGACGCCCGAUUCGCAAUUCUCGAACAGAAGGAUUUCUCUUCCUCGGGCCUGGCGUCUACGUCUAACCCCGGAGCCGGUCUGAAAGAGCGGCUGUCGGCUGUCACGACUCCCGCGGAAGUCACGACCCUCAUUCAGAGCGCCUUGAUCACGAAGCUGGCGGAGAUGUUCAGUCGCAGCCCGGAGGAGAUCGAUCCCUCCUUGCCUCUGGCGCAUUUUGGUGUCGAUUCCUUGGUCGCCGUUGAGUUGCGCAAUUGGUCGGUCGCAACGGUGCAGGCCGAUUGCUCCAUCUUCGAUGUCAUGCAUGCGGUCUCGGUCACGGGGCUUGCAGGCCAGAUGGCCAAAAAGAGUCGAUUUGUGAAGCUGUAG
Penicillium oxalicum is the source of this 7488-nucleotide messenger RNA. Its product is annotated as type I polyketide synthase. The transcript has 6 exons. The record is from RefSeq and is a predicted model, not a curated record. NCBI's taxonomy places the organism in Eukaryota, Fungi, Ascomycota, Eurotiomycetes, Eurotiales, Aspergillaceae. The coding region runs from base 1 to 7488 and encodes 2495 amino acids. Gene Ontology annotation, biological process: secondary metabolite biosynthetic process; fatty acid biosynthetic process. Gene Ontology annotation, molecular function: oxidoreductase activity; fatty acid synthase activity; phosphopantetheine binding.